CUCGUGCGCAUCUGUUUCCAGGGCGACGAGGGCGCCUGCCCGACCCGGGACUUUGUGGUGGGCGCGCUCAUCCUGCGCUCCAUCGGCAUGGACCCGAGCGACAUCUACGCGGUCAUCCAGAUCCCAGGCAGCCGUGAGUUCGACGUGAGCUUCCGCUCGGCGGAGAAGCUGGCCCUCUUCCUCCGCGUCUACGAGGAGAAACGCGAGCAGGAGGACUGCUGGGAGAACUUUGUGGUGCUGGGGCGGAGCAAGUCCAGCUUGAAGACGCUCUUCAUCCUAUUCCGGAACGAGACAGUGGACGUGGAAGACAUCGUCACCUGGCUCAAGCGCCACUGCGACGUGCUGGCCGUGCCCGUGAAAGUGACCGAUAGGUUUGGGAUCUGGACCGGGGAAUACAAGUGUGAGAUCGAGCUGCGCCAGGGGGAGGGUGGGGUCAGGCACCUGCCGGGGGCCUUCUUUCUGGGGGCCGAGAGAGGUUACAGCUGGUACAAGGGUCAGCCCAAGACGUGUUUUAAAUGUGGUUCCCGGACCCACAUGAGCGGCAGCUGCACGCAGGACAGGUGUUUCAGGUGCGGAGAAGAGGGGCACCUGAGCCCUUACUGCCGCAAGGGCAUCGUGUGCAACCUCUGUGGCAAGCGAGGGCAUGCCUUUGCCCAGUGUCCCAAAGCAGUUCACAAUUCCGUGGCAGCUCAGCUCACUGGCGUGGCCGGGCACUGAACAACCCCCUCCCCGCCUGCCUGCCAGAGUGAACACAGCCAGCUUGCCCCUCUUAAGUGCCAAAACUUUUUUUAAAGCAUUUCUUUUUAUCGUGUUUUGAAGGAGAUCUUUAAAAAACCUUCCAGAGACGUGUUUAUGCCUUCUUAAACCGAGUUUACUAUUUCAGCUUGUUCUGAAUUGGUGAUUCUCACCAGUAAGGACUAUCCAGAACAGUAUCAUGCAGAUGCUACCCCUCCCUUUAUAAAGUAUUGGUUUUCUUUUUGUAAUUGCGGGGUUUUUUUGUUUUUGUUUUUUUCCAUGUGCUUUUUACUGCUCCUCUUCCCACACCCUGACUUCUCCCAGGAAUUUCAGCCUCUGGGCUGCUUUGCUGCCUUGUUCAUCUUUUUUUUUUUUUGUAUCGGGGAUCGAACUCAGGUCCUUGCGCUUUCCAGGCAGGCGGCGGCACCACCGAGUUAAAUCCCCAGCCCUGCCUUGUUCAUGUUUAUGCCCAGCUCCAGGUAUGGGGCCUAACACAGGAAUAGGCUCUCUCCAUCAGUGUUUGUUGGAUUGAAAACAUUGUUAACUGUGGCUUUUGUCACAGUGUCUACCUUUUGCAGCCCUUCCCCAUUCCCUUUUAAUUUGCUGCUUCUAAUCUCUGUGGUCUGAGAAUUUGUGAAACCAGUGUUGUUAGAAGUGUUUAUAAUCUGAAUCAAUAAGCUCUGAAUGGUGGCCACGGGCCUCUCUUACGGCAUAAAAUGCCUGGACUUUGUGACAGCUCUUCCCAUGGCCUAGAAGCCAUUUUCGAAAGAAUCAAGGAAUUGGAAGUUUUUUCUUGCUGGAAAGGACCUGAGAGUUGGUUUAAGCCAAUCUUUUGGUUUUCCGAAGAUGAAACAGACCCAGAGUGGUUAAAUACUUGGGUCAAAGUUGCACAGCUGUCUGGAGCCAGAGCUAGCCCAUAGUAGAGUCCCCUGACCCCAAACCCGGUGCUCAUCCCACUACCUCUCACACUUCACGACAAUUUCCUCCAUACUUGAGGGCCCAGAAAGUCUGAUCUCUCUCUCUCCAGUGAUGAACCCAGAGCAAUGACGAUAAGUCAGCUGGGGGAGGGAGCAGAAAGGGGCUCCUGAAUACAGUACUUGGGAGACAGGGAAGGGACCAAGGAACAAACUCCCAGGUGCAUUCAUUGCUCCCUGGUUACCCCACCUAAAGUAAAUGUGCCAGGUCCUUGAGGCCUUCCCUUUCCCCAUUCAUUGCCACCAGUGAGAAAUGGGGGUGUCCCUGAGUAAAGAAACCUACCAAAGGUUUUACAUUUGCACCUUAGCCUCGAUAGCUAGGAACCCUAGAGAAGCAGCUAGCUGGAGCUCAUCUGCAGCCUCUUGACUCUCAGGAUAAUGGUGUUUUUAACCCAGAAUUCAGUUAACUCUCAAAUGUACUUGGGAAUAGGCCAAGCAAGAGGGCAUGGGUCCACUAAGUAUUAUCAAGUAAAGUAGAAAACAAUACACUGCUUUUUCUUUGUUUUUGUCUUUCAUUUGCUAUAUAUUUUGCUAUUUUCUUGUGGCUUAGAAUGUA
Fukomys damarensis (Damara mole-rat) is the source of this 2265-nucleotide messenger RNA. It is a transcript of the gene Zcchc3, whose product is annotated as zinc finger CCHC-type containing 3. Gene Ontology annotation, cellular component: cytoplasm. The record is from RefSeq and is a predicted model, not a curated record. Gene Ontology annotation, molecular function: double-stranded DNA binding; RNA binding; zinc ion binding. The annotation marks the transcript as partial. NCBI's taxonomy places the organism in Eukaryota, Metazoa, Chordata, Mammalia, Rodentia, Bathyergidae. The transcript has a single exon. Gene Ontology annotation, biological process: cellular response to exogenous dsRNA; positive regulation of RIG-I signaling pathway; defense response to virus.